Tachysurus vachellii is the source of this 4418-nucleotide messenger RNA. It is a transcript of the gene ralgps1, whose product is annotated as Ral GEF with PH domain and SH3 binding motif 1. The transcript has 20 exons. Gene Ontology annotation, molecular function: guanyl-nucleotide exchange factor activity. Bases 378 to 2120 code for a protein of 580 amino acids. NCBI's taxonomy places the organism in Eukaryota, Metazoa, Chordata, Actinopteri, Siluriformes, Bagridae. Gene Ontology annotation, biological process: Ras protein signal transduction; positive regulation of GTPase activity. Gene Ontology annotation, cellular component: plasma membrane. The record is from RefSeq and is a predicted model, not a curated record.
UACCUGACACCGAUGUCUAUGGCCAUGUAGGUAAAUUAUCCGCCAUCCGGUCGUAACGUGUCCAGAAACGAUACAAUUACACGCGUACCGCUCCAUAGCGUGUAUCAGUGCGAGGCUGUUUAGGAAGAAUAACCGAAAAGAAGCAUUUGAAAGAUACAUUCAGAACAGUGCCAUUUCCUUCUUAGAAGCCACAUCGACACUGGGAUUAGAACAGGCGCGGUGCUCUGAUAAAUCUCUAUAUACAUCCACGAAACCUGCUGAAUCUGUGGAUUUGGGCUAAAGACACGUUACCUUCAAUGGGGAUGGCUGAGACGUCGUGUGUGUCAGUGACCAGCUGAGGUCUGCUGAGAGCUCACUCUACUCAUCUGGCUAAGAGCAUGUACAGGAAGAAUGGACUCCCUGUCAGUGUCAGCAUCACCUCUGCUACCCAGGACAGCAGUAGUUCUGAGUCUUUGGAUUGGCAGAGUUUGGACUCUGCUAAAAGCUAUGAUGCGGUGGUGUUUGACGUGCUGAAAGUGACGCCUGAGGAGUUUGCUGGCCAGAUCACCUUGAUGGAUGCUCCUGUAUUCAAAGCAAUACAACCUGAGGAGUUGGCCAGUUGUGGAUGGAAUAAGAAGGAAAAGCACAAUCUCGCACCUAACGUGGUGGCCUUUACCCGGAGGUUCAAUCAGGUGAGUUUCUGGGUAGUGAGAGAGAUACUGACAGCACAGACACUGAAGAUCCGUGCUGAGAUUUUGAGCCACUUCAUCAAAAUCGCUAAGAAACUGCUGGAGCUAAAUAACCUGCACUCUUUGGUGUCUGUGGUGUCAGCCUUACAGAGCGCACCAAUCUUCAGACUGAGCAAGACCUGGACACUCAUCAGUCGAAAGGACAAAACCACUUUUGAGAAGCUGGACUUCUUGACAUCAAAAGAAGAAAACUACACUCGGAUGAGAGUGCACAUCAAGUCCCUCAAAAUGGUUCCCUGCAUCCCUUAUCUGGGAAUUUAUUUGUUUGAUAUGACCUAUAUCGACUCUGCCUAUCCAGCCACUGACAGCAUCAUAGAGACUGAGCAGAGGACCAAUCAGAUGAACAAUCUUCUCCGGGUCAUUUCUGACCUUCAGGUGUCCUGUAACUAUGAUCACUUGCUGACAUUACCACAUGUACAGAAGUACCUGAUGUCAGUGCACUACAUUGAGGAACUGCAAAAAUUUGUGGAGGAUGACAAUUACACGUUGUCCCUGAGGAUUGAACCUGGGAGUAAUUCACCCCGUCUUGUCUCUUCUAAAGAAGACCUUGGAGGACCAUCAGAAGAGUCAUUCUCUGCAAAGUAUAACCGGAGGCCAACAUGUCCUGAUACCUCAGUUGUAUCCCAUCUGCCUACACCCCCACCAGCCCGACACAGAAAGAGCCACAGCCUGGGAAAUAACAUGAUGUGCCAGUUUGGAGUAGCAGAGAGUAAGAGUGCCACUUUUUCUGUGAAGGAAAAGGCUCGUCAUCUACUGGACGACAGCUUUUUAGAGUCACACAGCCCCGUCAGGAAUCACACACACGACUCUGUCUUCACCAACGGCAUCUCAUUAGGUAGUAGAGAAAGCUUCUUCAGUGAAGAAUUUUCGUCUACUGCUGAAAGGGGUCGUAUGUAUGCUACACUUGGUCCAAAUUGGAGGGUUCCAGUCCGUAACUCCCCUAGAAGCAGAAGCUACGUUUACAGUGCCACAGGAGCCGUGUCCAGUUAUGAGUGCAGCUCACUUAGCAGUAUCACCAUUGAAGGGCCUCUGCGGAGAAAAACUGUGAUGAAAGAGGGCAAGAAACCUACAUUGUCAUCAUGGAAACGAUACUGGAUUGUUCUUUCCGGUUCAACUCUAAUAUAUUUUGGCUCAAAAGCUUUAAGAGCAAAUGAAAGGAGACAUUACAAAUCCAGGCCUUGUAAGAAGAUUUCAUUAACAGGCUGGAUAGUGGUGCUGCCUGAUGACCCUGAGCAUCCAAACAUUUUUCAGCUCAAUGAUCCUGAUAAAGGUAAUGUUUACAAGUUCCAGACUGGUUCUCGUUUUUCUGCAAUUAUCUGGCAUAAGCACCUGGCUGAGGCCUGCCGGUGUAUAAGGCCACAGAUACCAGCCAAUUUAAUGUCUUUUGAAUAGCUGCCAUCUUGUGAAGGACAAAAGUGGGCCAGUAACAAGAAAGUUCAAAAAGAAAUUAACAUGAAGUAAAGGUUAAAGCUCUGUGGUGUUAUGAUGAUCAUGUUUUGUCUUGUGUUCAUAAAAUAGCCCUGUUGAUCAGGGUGCAGUAUAUGUAGACUUUUAUCUUGUGGGUUUUGUGCAAUUUAGGACUGUCUUAAAGAAAAAUUGCUGAAGAAGAACAAAACAAUUGAAGCGAAGAUAAUGAUACCAAAAAUAUCAUAUUCUGAGAGCAACACUGCAGCUCAUGGAGCAAAUCUUGUUUAACGAUUAUAGGAAGGAAACUAUAUAUAUUGAAAUAUUGUUUUUUUUGUCAUUUCAAGUCCAUUGGAAUCUUUAUCUUUAUUGGAAUCUCUAGUAAAUCAAGUUUGCACUCAGACUAUGAAGUAGGCUAAAGUUUAUACCCUAAAUAUUGUCGUGUAUUUCCAUUUUUUUGGAGCACUACAGUGACACCUGAAAGAAAUUCUGUUUUUUUCCCCAAAAAAAAUAGGUUAGUUUUAAAACUGGCAUUUGAGGGGCAAGAAGAAAUUGACCAGAUUUGUUUAAAAAAUUAGAAGGCAGUGCUUGUAUCCUGCCUGUAAAAUGAUCAUUGGUAAAACUAUUCUUCAUUGUGAAAUAUGUAAACCACAAUAAAGGGGUGGCAUAUAUUGUCACAUUAGUUCAAUAUUGUACAUAUACCCUUGUUAAAUAUUGUACAUUCGUACUACUCUGUGUGAACGAUGUCAAACAUUUUGUGUACAGUCUAAUACUGUUUUAUUUAUGUUUUCAUGUGAACAAGUGCCAAAAAGUUUGUAUUAUAAAUUGUAUUGACUUUGUUGAAUUUCUGAACUAAGUGAAAAGGCCUGGAAAAUGUGAAGUGUUGCAGAAGUAUGAGCAUUCCUCCACAGAACAAUGACAGAAUUUCUGUUUUCAGUUAGGUCUUUAUGCACCCAACUGAAAGCCCUCAAAAUGCCCUCCAGAGACAUAGAUGAAAUAUACUAAUAAACUUGAAGCUGUUUUUCACCAUUGUUUCUCUAACAGAGGUGCCAAUGGGUCAAUCAUCAUUUUAUGGUCUCAACUGAAUAAUAUAAUCUAGUUCCUAGUAAUGGAACACGUUUGUAAAUAUGUUUGACUUUUGUGUGUGUGUGUGUUCCGAUCAAAUUCUGAUUAGGUUGUUAAUGUCAUUUCAGUGUAUGUCAGCAUAUUUUGCCCCGUUUAUUAGUAGCAGUAUCUGACACUCAAAAGCCUUGGUUCUGGGUUUAUUUCCCUUUCAGUUUUUUUUUAUAAGUUUACUACACCAAACAUUAUAAUCAUAGUUGGUGAUUUUUUUUGUUCACGUGCAUGUCUUAUUUCUCUUAUUCCUCAACAGUGUGAUAACCGUGAAGUACUGAGAGCUUUUGGAAUUUCAUUUUAUACUGUAAAUUUAUUAAGACAUGAAAAAACUUUCCCUAAGUAUGGUUGCAGUAUGUUAUCUAGCAUUACUGCUGAAUAAGUAAUUGUGUUUGCUACCUCCUGCUAUUCUCCUUUUUAUGUAGCACUUUUCUUAAUUGUUACACCUGUAGGCCACAUACUGUACCUGAAAGAGAAUAUAGGGAAAGGUUUAUUUUCUAGAACUGGCAAGGAUUCUAACACCAGAAAAUGUGCCUGUUGGUUAGUUUUUCUCUGUACAGUGUAUGUGACAUUAGUGUAUCCUUGUACUGUAAAUUGAGAUUAUACCUGUGAUUGGCAUUUCUUAUUUUUAUUCUUAUCAUUCCUCUUCUACUCCUUUUUCUUCUUCUAUCACUUGAAUGCUUUAUACAUAAUUCUUUUGUUGUGAACAUUUAUGUUAUGAACAUAUUCUGCAUUAUCCAUGUGUUUUGGAGUUCAUAUCUCUAAAUAUGCUAAUAUAUAUUACACCAUUAAGGGUACAAAACUUUUAUUAAAACACAAAGAAACACUCUUAAACAGUAGCAUUUAUUUAAGUAUUCUCAGUGUGGGGAAAUGUUGUUCUACAGAGUCUGAGACAUUUGAGCAUCUUACAAGUGAAAAUUUGUCUGACAACUAAAUAUCUUAAAAUUAACUGCAAUUACGUUUCACUAGUUUUAAUACACUUUAAUUCAAUGAUGGGUACAUUCAUAAUAGAAGUGUAUUUAAUAUACACUAGGCAACAUUUGAAAUGGAUCAAGAAUUUCAUCAAUGUUGUCCUGAAACCAAAAUUUGUGUUUCUUUGACAAUUCAUGCUUAACGUGUGACUCUGUUAUUGAUCAAUGUUGUCAUGAAUAAAGUGUCACCCUUUAUGGCUUU